GGCGCUUCCGCGAUCCGGCCUGCUGGUAUCGAUUCCUGACUUUCAAGAUGGCGCCGCACGUUCAGUAAACAAAUCCUGUUUCUACGCGUGACGACGUUCCCAACUCUAAAACCAUUUCAUUCCCAGCAAAUUAUGUGAAUAGCCAUCAAGAUGCUGGACAGGGAGCACAUCGAGAAUGUGGCAGCAUCUCUCGUAAGGGAAUACUUGAGUAGAAAGGGGCUAAAAUCUAGCCUUCAAUCCAUGGACCAAGAGUUACCGAGAACUGAAAGUAGCAUCAGCAACAGAGUCCAACUGGCCCGAGAAGUCCACAUCGAGAAACUCCUCAAGAAAAAUAAAGAGCAGGAAGAGCCAUUGCGAUCCAUGAUCGAAAUCAUCACCAAAUACUUCUUGGAAAAGGCGUUGUUCUCCUGUGCCAAACCUGAGACUGUUCCCCUCCACGGACAACAGAAUUCAUCCUCCAAUGUCUCCUCGUCCAAGGCAAGGGACAGUGCACCCUCUAGUGGUAAAGAUGCCGACGGCUCCACUGACAGAACUCAACAUGGACUGAAUAAUAACAGUAGCAGCAGUGGUCACAAACACAGGGGGAGUAAAAGAAAUACUUCAGCUAAGACUUCCAACAAGCCACCUGUGUAUGAAACAACUGACUUGGAAUAUGGGGCGGGUCUACCACAGGAAGAUGUAGGAGGCACCUACGGACUGAAUCGGGGAGCGACUCCCGUCAUCACGAUCAGGGAACGACCCAACGUCAAGGAGCCUGAGAACUACCUGGAACCAGCUGAGGAGAGGCUGGUUGGCAAACCGUACACUCAAAGAAACGGUGGCAGCAGCGGGAUUGACUCGAAGGAAGACAUCUUACCUAAGAGGAGUGGCACGCGACCAGGUAGUGCCUCUCGGAGUCGUGGAUUAGGCGGUCCUAUCACAAGCAGUCUUGAUAGUCACAGCAGAAAGAAACCAACCCAUAAGUCCACACCAACCAGGACUGGCCUCACAACCUCCUCAUUUGACCCCAGCCUAGAAGACAAAACGAAGCCUGAAGUAUCAUCCCCAUCGAAUCGGGACAGGCUCAAGGACCUUGGGUUCACGUUUGACUCUCGACCCAAGACUAACUCGGAAGAUUCUGCGACAAAAGCUUCUUCAGAGUCGUCGCAACGGAGGCCGGAGUCACGAACCAGGCGGCCCGUGACAGACACGGAGAUGGGGCUUGGUGAUGAGCUCAUGAGAGACAGGAGUGAUUCCUCGACGGGGAGGAACAAGGCUGAUUCAGGAAGGAGUAGAGGGGCAUCGACGAAGGGGAAACUGGAGGACAAAGGGAGACCAGCACCUGUUAAGCAGGCCCUAGGUGACGUAGAGCUGGGGGACAUAGAUGACCUGGAUGAUGACCUUGGCAAUCUGCAGCUCAAGCCGGCCACUAGAAAGUCUGUCAAGGCUGCUGACGCACGGCCAAUCACACAAGAACAGGCAAUAGAGUUGAAGAAUGUCCUGUUUGGUUCAGCAUCCGGUGCGUUCAAUGAGGAGUGGAGAAUGCAGAGUCUAGGAUUCAGUGACAUCAAUAGGCUGGAGUUUGGCAUCGUGCAACACAAGGGUGGCCCAUGCGGUGUACUCGCCUCCAUCCAGGCCUGUAUGCUACGUCAUCUACUCUUCGGCGAGGGCAAGAUCUCCACGGUAUCAAGCCUCCAGCCUUCCAGUCAGACACGGAGUGAGUGCCUGGCCCAAGCUAUCUGUGACAUUGUGUGGAGGGCAGGGGAGAAGAAACAUGCAGUGAUAGCUAUACCAUCCUCCAGAGCUCAGUUUACAUCAUCCGGACGAUAUAAGACCGAUAACCUGACAGAGAGGUUGGUCUUGAAUCAUUUCAAGAAGCGAGAGGAACUGUUGGAGUUUGUCUUGGGACACAUCGGCGUGUUUGAAUCCAGCACCUCGAGUGGCUGCAUACUGGUGCUGUACUCAGCCAUACAGUCAAGAACAGUGGACAAAGUGAUAGAGGAUAUGGACGAGCCUACCAACAGGUUGAUGGGAGCACAUGGCUAUUGCACACAGGAUAUGGUCAACCUGCUUCUGACCGGCCGGGCAGUCUCCAACGUCUUCAAUGAUAUCAUGGAGCUAGACUCGGGGGCUGAGGACACAAUGGUCCUCAAGGGUGUCAACAGUCGCAGCGAUGUCGGGCUGUUGUCGCUGUUUGAACAUUACGAGUCCUGCAAGGUUGGUAGCAACUUCAAGACGCCUCGCUAUCCCAUCUGGGUCAUCUGUAGCGAGAGUCACUUCAGCGUCUUAUUCUGCCUCAAGAAGGAACUACUGAGUGACUGGAAAGUAGAGCGUCGCUUUGACUUGUACUACUACGACGGUCUGUCCAGGCAACAAGAUGAAAUCAGAUUGAGUAUUGACACAACCCAGAAUGGCCCUGAAAACCACGAGGAUGAUUUAGUCCCGCCGCUAGAGCACUGCAUCCGUACCAAGUGGCCAGAUGCCAUAGUGAACUGGAAUGGAACGGAACCCAUCUUAUAAUGGAAAAGUGGCAAAGGUUGGUGAAAGUAAAGCAGUGAUCAGGCCCGACCAGACGCCAUAGUGAACUGGAAUGGAACGGAACCCAUCUUAUAAUGGAAAACUGGCAAAGGUUGGUGAAAGUAAAGCAGUGAUCAGGCCUGACCAGACGCCAUAGUAAACUGGAAUGGAACGGAACCCAUCUUAUAAUGGAAAAGUGGCAAAGGUUGGUGAAAGUAAAGCAGUGUUCAGGCCUGAAAGAGAAGCUAUGUCACUCAUUGCUUCUCCCCACCCAGGAGUAUAAAUUGGGUACCUGUGAGGGCAGAAAUGGUUAUUGUGAUUGAUUUUAGCUGCUUGCGUCGAACUAGCAGCAUGGAGCUGUAUACUCCCCAGGGAGCUGAGAUUGUCUUUGGAAUGUUUCAUUGGCCCAUGAGCAGGGUAAUAAUGAUGUAGCACCUUGAGCACCAAUACUGGUGGAUACGUGCACUUUAUAAAUAUGCAUUAUUGUUAUUUUUCCUGCACAUUUUGAGUGGAACCAAUUGUUUGAGAUAUUUUUUCAUGCUGAAAAAUUGCAGAGAAUAAUUUGUUUAAUUUUUUUUUUGGGGGGGGGGGAAUUUUUUUGGCCACAUAUGUACUAUUACAUGUAUUAGUUCGAGGUGAUACAAGAAACAAGAUACCAAGUAGACCAGAAGUUGAUAUUUCAGAAGCAGUGACAGAAAUAUCUGAAGUAAAUUCUCUAGUAUCCAGUGCCUUCAUGCUUCAGAAGACGGUGAAUACGUCCAUGCUGCAAGAAUACUGCGAUAAUAUUGAGCUGCAAUUACAAUGAGUUUGACACUUGGUGUUAUGUACUUAAUAGAUUAUACUCUAGUGCAAUAGACAUGUUCGUGUAGGCAUAGCCCUAUCAAAGUGUGUGAUUUAGGUUAUGCAUUCACAGUGCAUCCUGAUACGGUUAGAGGAAUGUUAUCGUAAGGUGAGCUGUAAAUGUAUUCAAACAACAUAAUUUUAAAAGCCGGUUGCACUUCAUCUGGAAAUAUAAAAUGUUGAAUGAUUAGUUUGAAGUGUGGAAUGGUUCUUAAUUUUUACCUCUGUAAUAUUUUUGCCGUUAAAAUUUGCAUUGCAAUAAAACAAUGGAAUUGGAUUUUAAUUUGGAUGUUUGUUAUGUUUCCUUUUGAUGCAAAUUAAUUGGACGUUAAUGCACAUUGGACUAAAUCAUCAUAAACCUAAGAAUUGUAGGUCUCCUUUAAUGCAAAAGGUCCCUCCAGCAUUCAAUAAGAUGUUUGUAUUGAAUUCCCCCACUUCCAAAAUUUCUACAGAUUUCCAAAGAAGUCAGACCCUCAAAAAUUGCUUAUUUUUUUACCAAACAUGCUCAUUUUUACUCAACUAGCACGUGGAGUUUUUGCUUACGCCACAAAGAACUUACUUUCUUAUCCAAAUAGGACACCCAAGGAUGAUCGGGAGAGAUCCAUUUCUCGAACCCAGGUGCUACUUUUUGCUACUUUUUUGUAUCAAAUGUUUUGAAGUCACUUUAUGUUGUGUGGUUCGGUAUUAAACUUUCAAGACUUAACCAUUUAAUAAAAAGCUGCAAAGUAAACGGGUGUCAUUAAUUUACCAA
Patiria miniata (bat star) is the source of this 4087-nucleotide messenger RNA. RefSeq names its product probable ubiquitin carboxyl-terminal hydrolase MINDY-4. The record is from RefSeq and is a predicted model, not a curated record. Lineage: Eukaryota; Metazoa; Echinodermata; Asteroidea; Valvatida; Asterinidae. Gene Ontology annotation, biological process: protein K48-linked deubiquitination. Gene Ontology annotation, molecular function: K48-linked deubiquitinase activity; cysteine-type deubiquitinase activity. The transcript is spliced from 15 exons. The coding region runs from base 151 to 2499 and encodes 782 amino acids.